Molecule: messenger RNA, 1188 nt
Organism: Halteromyces radiatus
Lineage: Eukaryota; Fungi; Mucoromycota; Mucoromycetes; Mucorales; Cunninghamellaceae
Exons: 3
Coding region: 46-1098 (350 amino acids)
Biological process (GO): inositol phosphate biosynthetic process
Cellular component (GO): nucleus; cytoplasm
Molecular function (GO): kinase activity
Source: RefSeq, a predicted model, not a curated record
CUCUCUCUCUUUUUUUUUUUUUCUGUAUGACUUUCUUUGAACCAUAUGGCAACAUCUAUUACUUCAUUGAAAAAGUUUGAACAUCAAGUCGCUGGACAUGACAAUCUUCUUCAACUACCAACUGACGACCUUAUUGUGAUCAAACCUGCCAGUCAACAAGAACGCGAAUUUUAUGAACAUAGUCAACAAUAUGAUGAAUUUAUGGCAUGGAUUCCUGAAUGUUAUGGAAGUCUUCAUGCCUCCACUGACACUGAAAUACAACUUUUGGACAAGAAACUGGAUGCUGUCACUUUACAAUCAAAUACAACUAUUAAUACUUCUUCCAAUGAGAAUCAUCUUGAUGAACACUUAUGUUUAGAAAAUAUAUUGAAUGGAUUUACUAGACCUUGUAUAGUGGAUAUCAAACUGGGUUACAAGAUAUAUGAAGAUUCAGCAGACGAAGUGAAACGAAACAAGAUGAUCAAGAAUGCAAAAGGAACCACUAUUGAAUCAUUAGGAUUAAGGAUUUCUGGUAUGAAGACGUUUGAUUCAAUAGAACGAGUUUAUACAACUUAUCCCAAACAAUAUGGACGAGAACGAACUAAGGAUAACUUUUUAAAUGCAUUACUGACUUAUUUUUACCCUACACAUCGAUUGGAUGACGAUAUGGAAGACGGUAUACCACGACAUUGUACAAGAACAAAGGAUACAACAUUAGAAGGAACAAUUACGAGAAAAUCACUGACGAAAAAGAAGAUUGAAUGGAUUGUGGAACAUUUUAUAGAUACGGUGAUGGAAAUACAGGAAUUCAUUGAAGAACAUGCAGAACUACAAUUGAUUGGAUGUUCCUUGUUAUUAGUGUAUGAAGGCGAUGCCGCGGCAGCUCAUCGAGUAUGGAAACGGAUGUUAGAGGAAGAUCGGCGAGAGCAAUCUACAAUCAACGAUAUUAACGAUGAUGAAGAUAAUGUGGAACCGAAAUUAUGUGAUAUCCGACUGAUCGAUUUUCAUCGUUCAAGCUGGCGACCUGAACGAACGGAACAAGAUCCGACUUUUGUCAAGGCAUUAUCCAAUUUGGUCACUUUAUUGCAUCAAGUCAUUGAACAAUCCCCUCUAGUUUAGCUGAUGAUCACCCCUUUAUAAUCUUGUAGUUUGAUUCCAUAUUUUGACAAUAGACUUGAAUCAUUUAAUAAAAAAAAGUUUUGAUUCCCU